This is a messenger RNA of Ilex paraguariensis (yerba mate), 945 nucleotides long. The record is from the annotation of a GenBank genome assembly. Lineage: Eukaryota; Viridiplantae; Streptophyta; Magnoliopsida; Aquifoliales; Aquifoliaceae.
AUGGCGGAUGAGAAAGAACCAUCGGCUGCUGUUCUAAGACAAGAGGAAGAAGAUUUCAUGUUUUUGAUGGAACGAAUCGCCACCACAAUUCUGAGUCUUAGUUUGUGUUACGAGACAGCUGGGGUAUGGUGGCGCUUCUCUCUCAUUCUUGCCUGCACUCUCUGCAUUGUUAUCACUCAUUGGUUGGAAAGGAAGACAUGGGCACGCCAUGAUAAGUUGCCUACACCUGUACCCGAGGAAGGAUCGGAAUCGGAAGAAACAAUGUCACCCAAAAAAAAAGAUGCUAAGAAAUUGUGGUAUGAACAAGUUGCGACUACCUUGUUGUUGAUGUUUGUUUGGCGUUUGGAAGUCGGAAAGACCUCAUUGGCUAUCCUCACUCUUAUUUUUGCGAUCGUUGACUUCGUUCCCUUCGUAAUGUAUUUUCACGACCUCUUCUUAGAGGAGUAUGAGGAGGAUACUCAUGGACUGGAUGAGAAGGAGGAGGACAGUAAGGAGGAGAGUGCUCCAUGUGAUUCAGUGGAGGAAGUAGCGAAAGAAAGCGAUGAAACAAACGAGGAUUUUCAAAACGACAGUUUGGGAAAGAAUUUUGACACAUUGAAAAUCAAACAUGAUCAAACAGGGAGAGAGAUAGAUGGACUAAUAAAUGCUCAGUUUGAGUGUUGGAAAGCAUAUCCGAGAAAGGAAGCAGAAUGGAAAAGAAAAUUGGAGGAAGCGAUGGAUGAACACAAAGACAAUCAGCUGAAGUGGGAAGAAGAGAGAAAGAGUCUUGUUGUUCAACUUGGAGCCACAGCAGAAUCAUCCAAAGCCUACCAUGAUCUUUCACAAGACUAUGAAGAAAAUCGUCGAAAAUGGGAAGAAGAGAAGAACAAUUUGGUUGCAAAGAUCUGUGCUGCAAAUGCAUCAGCUGAACUCUACCAAGGCCUUCUGAAUGACUUAGGUUAUUAG